This is a messenger RNA of Colletotrichum paranaense, 492 nucleotides long. RefSeq lists its product as uncharacterized. The record is from RefSeq and is a predicted model, not a curated record. Lineage: Eukaryota; Fungi; Ascomycota; Sordariomycetes; Glomerellales; Glomerellaceae. The coding region runs from base 1 to 492 and encodes 163 amino acids. The transcript has a single exon.
AUGCCUCCUCAAAAUCCUCUCAUACUCCCUAAUCCUCUCAUCCUGUCCCGCAACAACACACCGCUGCUCGUGCAACUCCCUCCUCAACCGCCGAUUCUGCUCCUCCACGCCAUCAUAUUUCCCCUCCCACGCACGCACAAUCCUCCUCAACUCCUCAAUCCUCUCCGCUACCCCGUGGCCCAACCCAUGUCCAAAGUGAUGGUGAUGCCCAUGCCUCAACCGCGCCGCCAGUUCUCUCUCGACCUUUUGCAGCUUAUGCCUCAGCCUCUCCACCUCCUGCAGAUACUUCCCCGCGUUCCCGCCCGAGCUGUCGAUAGUCCGCCGCAAACUGGCGUUGUCCUCGCGCAGGAGCUGGUUCUCCGCCUGCGCGGAAAUAAGCAGGGCCGAGAGGCGGCGGCCCUCAAUGUCCGAGGCUCGGAGGUCGCAUUUCAGGGUGUAGUUUUCGCGGGCGAGGGCGUCGUUUGCUUCGCGGAGCUUGCGCUCGCGGUCUAG